AGCGAAGCACUUACAUGUACAAUACCAACCGUUACGAUAUGAUUUAUAAAUCUAAAGUCCAUGAUAAGUGAUUCCUAUGCCCUUUGUUUUCAGAAAAAGAUUGAAAAUAUUACUUGUCACAUUUCAGUUAAUAUGACAACAUCAAAGACACGAACAGAGUUCGGCGUUUCCUCUAACUAAGAUGUGAACUGAAUGUGAAUAUCUCUCCGCUCGUGAACAGCCUGUAUUCAUCCACUCAGCCUGGAAGUAAGUAGACCCUUUACGUAGAGCCUGACGCUCACGUUUUGCCGGGGGGGCGGAGCCAGGUAUCCGCUAUAAUGACACGUAAGACUCCUGCGUAAAUUUUAAGGAAGACGCCUCACAUUUCCCGUAAUUGGAUGGUGGAUACGACUGCUUCUCCUCUGAGUUGAUGAGUAAUUGAGCUGUCUGGGACCAGUGGCUUCUUCUUCUGGAUCCGCAGAAGAGACGCACGAUUCUCGGGGAGAGCAGCCGACGCACAAGAUGAGGUUUUCGGCGCUCUUGUCUGUGCUGCGGUCGGUCGGCCCGGUGAUAAUCGGCAUUUCUUUGGGCUUCACGCUGAGUUUGUUAAGUGUAAACUGGACAGACGAAGCGUGUUAUGUGGACGUCAAGGAGGGCGAGGACACGAGUGUGGCUCAAGACGGACUGCUCAAAGGAGCCCGAAAGCCCAACUCCAUUUCCAGCCUCAACGAUGUGGAGUCAGAGGAGGAUUUUGAACCAAGGAUAGUUCCAUAUAAACAGGUCCAGAGUGCAGCGAAGAAAGUUUUCAGGGCUAGAUACAUAAGCACAGAGUUGGGGAUGCGAGAGCGUUUGUUUGUCGGGGUCCUGACAUCCAAAAACAGCAUAAACACAAUGGGUGUCGCCGUCAAUCGCACCAUUAGCCAUCACCUGGACUCGGUGAUCUUCUUCACCGGCACGCACAACCGCAAAGUCCCUCAUGGCAUGUUCACGGUUUCCCAUGGAGACGAGAGGCUGAUAUGGAACAUGUUUCAGACCGUCAAAUACAUCUUUGACCAUUACAUCAAUGAAUACGACUGGUUUUACUUUGUCCAAGACGACACCUACACCGAGGCGGACAGGAUCAAAACCCUGGUGGAUCACCUGAGUAUGGACCGAGAGCUUUACAUGGGCAGUCCCGAGGAGUUCAUCGGUGGGGAGAUGGAAGGGAAGUAUUGCUAUGGAGGCUUUGGAUACCUCCUGUCACGUACCUUGCUCCUGCGACUCCAGCCCUUCUUGGAAAACUGCAGGAACGACAUCCUGAGCGCCAGGCCCGACGAGUGGCUCGGGAGAUGCAUCAUCGAUUACACCAACAUAAAUUGUGUCGGUGAAUUUGAGGGGCAUCAGUACCACCAUUAUGAGUUGGGGAAAAACUCUGAUCCAAGCAAAGAGCAGAGUGAACAUUUCAAGACGGCUCUGACCGUGCACCCAGUCUCUGACCCCGAACAGAUGUAUCGGCUGCACAGAUUCUUCACCGAGAUUGAACUCCAGAAGACGUACGAUGAGAUCGCUAAGCUGCAGAAAGAAAUAAAGAACGUCAGUGUGGUUGCUUUUGAGGGCAACCGAAGUGCCCAUUGGCCGGUGGGGAUCAAUCCGCCUUUUGAGCCCAAAUCCCGGUUUGAAGUUCUGAAGUGGGAGUACUUCACAGAGGAAGAGAUCUAUUCAUGCAUUGACGGCUCCCCCAAGUGUGAGCUGCAGGGCGUUGACCGCAUGGACGUGGCCGAUGUCAUUGACACGGCCAUCCUCGAGCUGAACAAGAAGUACAAGCCUGUUUUACACUUGAAGAAGCAGCAUCUAAUUAAUGGUUACAGGCGCUUUGACCCCAUCAGAGGCAUGGAGUACACUCUGGACCUUCAGCUCGAGGUCGUUAACCAGAAAGGUCACAGUCGUUCCAUCAGCAAGAGGGUUCACCUGGUGCGACCUUUAAGCCAAAUAGAGAUAAUUCCCAUGCCCUAUGUCACUGAAGCCACAAGGGUUCACAUCAUUAUACCUCUGACUCUGAAGGACCGGGGCCAUGUCGACCAUUUGCUUGAAGUCUUCGCCUCAAACGCCUUUGAGACGAGUGAAAACGCCAUCCUGACGUUCUUGUUCAUUUAUGACCCCGUGGAGGCGCAGCAGGUCAAUCAGAACGACAUAUUUGCCAGUGUGAAGACUCAGAUUAACACUUAUGAACGCAAAUACCCCACAGUGAAAAUCCCUUGGAUAAGUGUCAAGACGGAAACACCCUCCCAGAUUAAGUUCAUGGACAUAAUCUCGAAGAAGCACCCAGUUGACACACUGUUUUUCUUGGCCAGCGUCACCACAACUGUCAAUACUGAAUUCCUGAACCGCUGCCGCAUGAAUUCCAUCAACAACUGGCAGGUGUUCUUUCCCAUUCAUUUCCAGGACUACAAUCCCGACGUGGCCUAUCACAACCAGCAGCAUCCGGCCACCGUGGACCUGGUCAAAGACGCAGGCCACUUUGACCGCAAGUCGUUUGACGAGUCGUGUUUCUACAACUCGGACUACAUGGCGACGCGCACGCGGAUGGCGGCCGACGUUCAAGAGAACGAGGAGAUCCUGGAGACGAUAGACAUCUACGACAUGUUCGUAAAGUACUCGGGUCUGCACGUGUUCAGGGCCGUGGAGCCGGCGUUGCAUCAGCAGUACCGCUACCAAGCCUGCAAUCCGCGCCUCAGCGAAGACGUCUACCACAGGUGUGUUCAGAGUAACUUGGAAGGUCUGGGUUCGCGCUCCCAGCUCGCGAUGCUGCUGUUUGAACAAGAGCAAGGAAACAGCACUUGAACGUACCACUGAAAAUGUCUGUCCUGCACUUGAUUUCAAACGGAUGUGAACCGCUAGAAUUUUUGGGGUGCGGUAAACACAGCUUCUGUUUGAAGAUGUGGUUACACGUCGUGCGUGAUCAAGGGUUAUUUGGUUUGUUCAUCGUGCAGUUACAUUCAUAAUGAAACUUUUUUUUUUGUAUAAGUGUUUACAUUACUCAUCCUUACAGAUGAGUACCAAGUACCAAAAAACUUUUGCUUGAGUUGUGUGGGGGUGAUUUUUGACCACUGGAGGGCAGAAACCCAAAGCAGCAGAGGCUUGAGGUACGAAAAGCUUCCCCCAAUUCUGCUUAAGGUGUUACACGAGCGGCCGGUGUUGCCUUCAUCUCAAAGUGUUCAGUGAAAUUCCAAUAAUCACAGUAAGGAUUUUAUUCUUGGCGUGUUCCACCAACUCCUCGAUUAAAUACCUCGCUCAGUACGACUUUGCAGACAGUAGGCUUGGUGGAACCAGUGUGCUUAGAACUGCCGCAUGAGAUUGGGGGGGGAUUAAACCAAUGGGGUCGACUACAGCGAGUAAACAGGGAGAAGCUUUCUUGCUUCUCGGUAGGAUCAGAACAACCAGCAGCUAUGUUUUCACAGUUCAUCGAAUGUUCAUUUGAUUGGAUUAUCAAAGAUAUUCAAAAAGGAGGUUUGUCGCAAAGUUUGAAUAGUUAGCUGAUGUCGUGUAUGGGCCUUUUUCCCAGUAGACGUUUUGAUGAUAUCUCAGUGCGACAUGACUGCGUUACAGUGAGUCAGCAGCGCGGUCAAGGCCAGGACCCUGACACUGAGGCGGCUAAAUGAAAUUCAGCGAUCGUUCAGCUUAUUAUUUACACCAGUUUUUGCUGCUGUGACAUUUAAAAUGUCCGCUGUGAAAAAGGCCCCUGUGCACCCACAGUUUGUUUGCCCUUUCACAUAAGGGCAACGAAACACUGAGCUUUUGAUAUUUACUGCUUUGUGUGUGUGUGUGUGUGUGUGUGUGUGUGUUUUUUUUUUUUUAAAAAGCACAUCUUUGUAUUUGUGCCUUGACACUGACUUUUCCUAUGCUGACUGUUUUUUGUUUUUUUUUAAAUCCAUUUGUCACACGUCUGACGUAUUUCAUUAUAAUUUUAGUAAUAAUUCCACUGUGGACGAAACCUGUCACUAUGAAAACAGCAUUUAUUACAGGAGGAGACUUGAAAAAUAUCGAUACGUGCCUCAAAUCAUGGAAGAUGAAAUUAUCAUCAGCAGUUCCUCAGUCUUCAGAGAUUAUCCUCGUCAGCCAGCAGUGUCUAUUCAGUUUUUCUGUGUUGCAAAAACAAAAGUAUACAUGCAUAAUGAAGUAAGCGGUACUUUAAAACUGAAUUAGUUAAGAAAUGACUGAAAAUACGAAUGUAAUAUGAAAUAUCUUUCCAUGUCACCAAGUAUAGACUUUUAGCGUGACUGCUCCAAAGUGUUGUUGUUUUUUUUACUGUAUUGUACAAACGUUUGUAAGUUAUUGAAUGUGUAAUGGUCUUCCAUUUACUGGCUACUUUCUCCCAGUUGCAGAAUAAUCCAGUGUGUGUGGGUUUUUGUGGAGCGAGCGGUGCCUGAUGGCAGGUAGUUAUUAGUAGAUAAUAAUGUGCAAUAUUACUGAUAACACACCUCGACAGAUGUCUGAUGGAGGACAUGACUUUUGAUGUCUUGAGAUAUUUGCUGCACACGUACGGCAGUGUGUGUAUAUAUCACAAAACUGUUCCUGACAUUGCAUAAAUUAAGACUUUAUUGCUGAGUAAAUACACUGUUAUCACUUUUUAAGAAGACCUUUUAACGUAUUUUGCCGACAAUACAUAAAGACCGGGGCGAGUCACUUUACGAAACUGCAAUAAGACCCUGAGUUAUAAACACUAAGUCCACGUUAGUUGAUCAUAAAACAGUGUUUAAUAUAUUCUGCUAUGUGAGCACAGACUUUAGUUUAGUUUAGUUCUGCAUUUAUAUUGCGACGCAUCUCUUCUGACGAGAGCAGUCUUUCAGUGUCUCCGUGAUUCUGUGUGACGUCAAUAAAACGAAGACUGGGAUCUUCCCAAAACCACUGUGAAAGUUAAGAGGGCUCGCAUGAAGUUGUUGUGUUGAUGUGCGUCAUCUUUGCCUCGAGUGUGGCAGACGAUUGACCUUGUGUCGGGGAUUCAGCCGCCGUCGCCGCCAUCGCUGAGCAGCAAACAUAUUUGUCACGUCUUUAUACAUUUCGCAGAUUCUAUGUACUUCUGCACGAACAGAGGCUAUUUCCUGUACAUUUAUAAAUAUUCUAUAGACACUAUUUUCCAACCUUUUUUUUUUUUUUUUUACGAUUUAUUAUUCCUUUGUUGACACAAAUAUAUGCUGCAUCUUUCUUUGUACUUGUUCUGAAAAGCAUUUCUAUUUUUUACCAUGAAGACCAUUUUAAAAUGUGUGUUUUUUCUCCUUGAAUCAACAAAAUCAUUUCAAAGAUGUAGGCACGGACAUUCAUUCCCUAUUGAUGUUCCAACGCAGCGGUUUACAUUUUAUGGUACUAUCCUAACCAAAGCAAUACAUUUUAAACUCACGCUCCAUCCAUUUAUUUGUGUGCUGUAAUUCCUUAAUAAACUGUGAAUUAUAAUAAUUUUUAAAUAAAGAAUAUUUCAGUAUAAA
Molecule: messenger RNA, 5438 nt
Organism: Solea solea (common sole)
Lineage: Eukaryota; Metazoa; Chordata; Actinopteri; Pleuronectiformes; Soleidae
Gene: chpfa
Product: chondroitin polymerizing factor a
Exons: 4
Coding region: 502-2799 (765 amino acids)
Cellular component (GO): Golgi cisterna membrane
Molecular function (GO): glucuronosyl-N-acetylgalactosaminyl-proteoglycan 4-beta-N-acetylgalactosaminyltransferase activity
Source: RefSeq, a predicted model, not a curated record